GAAAACCCUAAAAGUUCUUAAAACCUCACCGCCACAACACAACAACUCAAGCUUCUCAAAAAUGGCCUGCACCACAGAUUUCCGGUGCCUCGACGAAGGAUUCGGCGGCAAAACCGCCAAACGCAAACGCGAAUCUCAGGAACAAGCCGCCGGCGACGCCGAUGAAGCCUCGAUGGACAUCGAUUCCUCCCACCCUCCAUCCGCGAAACGCAGCGCCGUCGCGUCCUCGGAAGAUCCAGACAAACCCGUGGCCGCCGCCGUAUCCAUCGGGAGACCGACGUACGACGGCGUGAUCGCCGGGAAAGUGUCGGGGCGUAACUGGAAGACGCCGCGGACUCACAGAUCGUCGGGGAGGUUCGUGAGGAACAGGGGGCCGGAUCUGGAGGAGAUGAAGAGGCAGAGGGAGAUCAAGAGGGCGUAUAAGGAGAGGAAGAACGAGUUAAAGGAGGAGAUUAGGAGUCAUAAGGUGGAGAAGAGGAAGAAGAAGGAAGAGAGGGAGAAGAGGAAGGCGGAGAAUGUUUUGAGGACGGGGACGAAGCUGCAGAAGAUUACGAACCCUAAGACGUUGAAGAAGAUUGCCAAGUCUAAGCAGAGGAAGCAUCUUAAAGUGAUUCCUGAUGAGAUGGUGAAUGGGAGCAAGAAGAGUGUCUAAGAGUUGACUGUUUUUUUUUUUUGAGUUUUGUAUUUUUGUUUAGUCAAAUGUUGUUACUUAAUGAUCUGCAUCUUAAGAACCAAGUUUGAUAGUGAGAUUGGGACCUUAUUAAUAUGUAUGAUCUCAGUGAUGAGGUUGAGACCUUUACAAUGAACAAAAAGAUGUUAAGUUUUGAGA
This is a messenger RNA of Raphanus sativus (radish), 829 nucleotides long. RefSeq lists its product as uncharacterized. The record is from RefSeq and is a predicted model, not a curated record. The transcript has a single exon. Gene Ontology annotation, cellular component: nucleolus. Lineage: Eukaryota; Viridiplantae; Streptophyta; Magnoliopsida; Brassicales; Brassicaceae. The coding region runs from base 62 to 652 and encodes 196 amino acids.